Messenger RNA from Ascoidea rubescens DSM 1968, 516 nucleotides. It is a transcript of the gene RPB7, whose product is annotated as DNA-directed RNA polymerase II subunit RPB7. Gene Ontology annotation, cellular component: P-body; RNA polymerase II, core complex. Bases 1 to 516 code for a protein of 171 amino acids. The record is from RefSeq and is a predicted model, not a curated record. NCBI's taxonomy places the organism in Eukaryota, Fungi, Ascomycota, Saccharomycetes, Ascoideales, Ascoideaceae. The transcript has 2 exons. Gene Ontology annotation, molecular function: translation initiation factor binding; single-stranded RNA binding; single-stranded DNA binding. Gene Ontology annotation, biological process: positive regulation of translational initiation; positive regulation of nuclear-transcribed mRNA poly(A) tail shortening; DNA-templated transcription.
AUGUUCUUCAUAAAAGACCUAACCUUAAACUUGGCUUUGCACCCUUCAUAUUUUGGUCCACAAAUGAACCAAUACUUGCGUGAAAAACUAUUAACCGACGUUGAAGGCACCUGUUCUGGUCAAAUUGGCUACAUUGUUUGCGUUCUAGACUGCAUGAAAAUCGACAUAGGAAAGGGUAAAGUAAUUCCUGGUUCAGGUUCCGCUGAAUUUAAAGUCAAAUACAGAGCUGUCGUUUGGAAACCAUUCAAAGGCGAAGUGGUGGACGCUGUCGUUGCUUCUGUUUCCUCCCAGGGCUUUAAAGCCAGUGCUGGUCCUUUCACAAUCUUUGUCUCCAAAAAAACAAUCCCAGAUAAUAUGACCUACAACCCAAAUGCUAACCCUCCUGCCUUCUCAUCCGAUGACCAACAUAUAGAAAAGGGUUCAAAAGUAAGAUUGAAAAUUAUGGGUACAAGAUCUGAUGUUCAUGAAAUCCAUGCUGUGGGCAGUAUCACUGAAGAAAACCUUGGUUCAAUAUGA